This is a messenger RNA of Nicotiana tabacum (common tobacco), 1380 nucleotides long. RefSeq names its product putative pectate lyase 2. Gene Ontology annotation, molecular function: pectate lyase activity. Lineage: Eukaryota; Viridiplantae; Streptophyta; Magnoliopsida; Solanales; Solanaceae. The record is from RefSeq and is a predicted model, not a curated record.
AUGUCUUCUUUAGCACUUGUACUUACUCUUCUUUUUUUGGGUAUCUCAACUUUACAAGCUGAGUAUUAUGCACCUCUUCCUUAUAGUUAUGCACCUCUUCCUUAUAGUUAUGCACCUAAUACUAAAAAAACUAUGAAUGUGAUUGAUUCUUGUUGGCGUACCAAAUCAAAUUGGGCCAAGAACCGCCGUGCAUUGGCUGAUUGUGCCGUCGGCUACGGCAAAGCUGCUAUCGGAGGUAAAUUUGGUGCCAUAUAUGUCGUUACUAAUCCAUUGGACGACCCCGUAAACCCUAAACCAGGUACACUAAGAUAUGGUGUAAUCCAAUCCAAACCACUAUGGAUUACUUUCGCCAAAAACAUGGUUAUAACACUAAAGAAUGAGCUUAUGAUAAAUAGUUACAAGACUAUAGAUGGAAGAGGAGCUAAAGUGGAGAUUGCAUAUGGACCUUGUAUCACAAUUGCACAUGUUAGCCAUGUGAUUAUACAUGGGAUUAGCAUCCAUGAUUGUAAGCCUGGUAAGAAGGGCAUUGUGCGGGAUAGUCCGGUGCAUGCCGGCCAUCGUGGCGGCGCUGACGGAGACGGUAUUGAUAUUUUUCAAUCUUCUCAUAUUUGGAUCGACCAUUGCUAUCUUGCACGUUGCACCGAUGGUCUUAUUGACGUUAUUCAUGCUUCUACUGCUGUUACCAUUUCCAACAACUACUUCACUCAGCAUGACAAAGUUAUGUUAUUUGGGCACAAUGAUAACAAUAUAGAAGACAAGGUUAUGAAAGUCACGGUAGCCUUCAACUACUUUGGCCCUGGUUUAAUAGAACGAAUGCCAAGAGUUAGGCUAGGUUAUGCUCAUGUGGCCAACAAUCGCUACGAAAAAUGGUUGAUGUAUGCUAUUGGUGGAAGUGCAAAUCCAACCAUCUUCAGUGAAGGAAAUUAUUUCAUGGCAUAUAAAUCCACACAAGUUACGAAGAGGGAAGCAAAGAAUGGGUGGAAGAAUUGGAAGUGGAGGUCUUCAAAGGAUAAAUUCAUGAAUGGAGCAUAUUUUAUACCAUCUGGAUAUGGAAGUACAAAUCCAUAUUACUCAAAGGCUCAGUCAUUUCCUGUGGCUGAUGGAUCUAUUGUUCCUUCUUUAACUGCUGAUGCCGGACCUUUACGUUGCACAUCCUAUAAAUGUUAACUUUGAAUUUUAAUUUUUGUUUUUGCGAUUCUGGCCUGGAAGUGCAGGCUAUUUUUCUUUUAUUUACUCUCCAACUUUGUUUUUCUUCUACCAAAAAACGGGGAGUCUUAAAACUUAGAAUCCCUGAGAAUGAGAUGAGUACUGAAGAGUACUGUGUUGAGAUCCAUUUUGGAUAUUCCAUUGAUCCUUAAAAAAACUUUUAUGUAAAUAUAU